Molecule: messenger RNA, 1437 nt
Organism: Dryobates pubescens (Downy woodpecker)
Lineage: Eukaryota; Metazoa; Chordata; Aves; Piciformes; Picidae
Product: heterogeneous nuclear ribonucleoprotein K
Exons: 14
Coding region: 53-1336 (427 amino acids)
Biological process (GO): regulation of mRNA splicing, via spliceosome; regulation of transcription by RNA polymerase II
Cellular component (GO): nucleus; cytoplasm
Molecular function (GO): mRNA binding
Source: RefSeq, a predicted model, not a curated record
UUUUUUUAAAUUCUACAACAGGCUUUAUCUGCAUACGUGAGAAUAAAAGGUAAUGGAGACUGAACAGCAGGAGGAGACCUUUACCAACACAGAGACAAAUGGCAAACGUCCUGCAGAAGAUAUGGAAGAAGAACAGGCCUUCAAAAGAUCUCGGAAUACAGAUGAGAUGGUUGAGUUACGCAUCUUGCUUCAAAGCAAAAAUGCUGGAGCAGUGAUUGGGAAAGGUGGCAAAAAUAUUAAGGCACUUCGUACAGACUACAAUGCAAGUGUUUCAGUCCCAGACAGCAGUGGCCCUGAGCGCAUCUUGAGUAUAAGUGCAGAUACAGAGACAAUUGGAGAAAUCUUGAAGAAGAUUAUCCCUACUUUAGAAGAGUAUCAACACUACAAAAGUAGCGAUUUUGACUGUGAAUUAAGACUUCUAAUUCACCAAAGUCUAGCAGGAGGAAUUAUUGGUGUCAAGGGUGCUAAAAUCAAAGAACUCCGAGAGAACACUCAGACCACCAUUAAGCUCUUCCAAGAGUGUUGUCCUCAUUCCACUGAUAGAGUGGUGCUUAUAGGUGGAAAACCUGAUAGAGUUGUGGAAUGUAUCAAGAUCAUCUUGGAUCUUAUCUCUGAGUCUCCAAUUAAAGGACGGGCCCAACCUUAUGAUCCCAAUUUCUAUGAUGAAACAUAUGACUAUGGUGGCUUCACAAUGAUGUUUGAUGAGAGAAGGGGACGUCCAGUAGGCUUUCCAAUGCGUGGAAGAGGAGGCUUUGAUCGAAUGCCUCCUGGUCGUGGUGGACGACCUAUGCCUCCAUCAAGAAGAGAUUAUGAUGAUAUGAGCCCUCGCAGAGGACCUCCACCACCUCCACCAGGUCGUGGUGGCAGAGGUGGCAGUAGAGCUCGUAAUCUUCCCCUUCCUCCUCCACCACCUCCUCGUGGCGGGGAUCUUAUGUAUGACCGAAGAGGUAGACCUGGAGACCGUUAUGAUGGAAUGAUGAUGCAGUGUCAUGUGGAUGCCUGUGAUGAUAUGCAGCCACCAGAGUUGUUUGAGGGUGGCUCUGGAUAUGACUAUUCUUACACAGGGGGCCGUGGUUCUUAUGGAGAUCUUGGUGGACCCAUCAUCACAACACAAGUAACGAUUCCCAAAGAUUUGGCAGGUUCUAUUAUUGGAAAGGGAGGACAGAGAAUCAAACAAAUACGUCAUGAGUCGGGAGCGUCAAUCAAAAUUGAUGAACCACUAGAAGGUUCAGAAGAUCGAAUAAUAACUAUUACAGGAACACAGGACCAGAUACAAAAUGCUCAGUAUUUACUGCAAAACAGUGUGAAGCAGUAUGCAGAUGUUGAAGGAUUCUAAUGCAAGAUUAUUUUUUCUUUUUUAUAGUGUGAAGCAGUAUUCUGGAAAGUUUUUCUAAGACUAGUGAAGAACUGAAGGAGUCCUGCACGUUGUGUGUGUGG